Mixia osmundae IAM 14324 is the source of this 630-nucleotide messenger RNA. RefSeq lists its product as uncharacterized. The coding region runs from base 1 to 630 and encodes 209 amino acids. The record is from RefSeq and is a predicted model, not a curated record. The transcript is spliced from 2 exons. NCBI's taxonomy places the organism in Eukaryota, Fungi, Basidiomycota, Mixiomycetes, Mixiales, Mixiaceae.
AUGGUAAGAUCGAGACGCAGAGCGCCUGUAGCACAGGCAGAGCCGCUGAGAUCAAUGCAUGCUGCCGAGAUCGACUCGGACGAGGAGCGAGAGGCUCAGCGGUUCACGACACAGGACAAGGAAGCCGUCGAAACGAUGGAGGAUGCGCCAUUCACAUUCAGCGAAGCCACAGAGCGGCUCUUCCAGACUUUUGCGUGGUGUAUGCUCAUGCUUGCGCUCUUCUGCGGCCUCGUUCUGGCUGUUCACAAGCAAUAUGCACAGGAGAUCACCAUCCGCAUCAUCGCAGGCAAGGUCGCCAAUUUUGCACCAGGAUUGGCAGUCCUCGUCUGGCUUUCCCUUCGCUUUUCUGGGCACAGGGCGAUGCGGUCUGCGCUCUGUGCAAUGUCAUGUCUCGCCGGGGCUGUUAUGAUCGAUGUGGUCAACAAGGCUUCCUACCAGACGGUGAGAGACGCAGACGUAGGUCGGGCCCGUUUUGAUUGCGAAGCGCAGGUCAUACAGCGCACGCCACCACUGAGCGUCAUCUGGAUCUGGGCAGUCGUCCAAGCUCCUCUGCCAGAUGCGCUUGGCUCGCUCGCCAUUGUCGGACUCGCAAGCUGGUACAGGGGGAACAGUCUCGUCUUUGCCGACUGA